AUGUCUCAGGACUCUCAGGAUAUCGGGACUGCAACCACUGCGAUAGAGUCUGCGCCAGAUGCCAAAACUCGAAGAUAUGAUCGUCAACUCCGUCUGUGGGCAGCCACUGGACAGAGUGCAUUAGAAUCUUCUCGAGUACUGGUGAUAUCUGCAUCUGCAACUUCAACUUCAAUCUUGAAGAAUCUUGUUCUUCCUGGCAUCGGACACUUCACUGUCCUUGAUCACGCAAAGGUGUCACACUCUGAUGCCGGGAACAACUUCUUCUUAGAAGGAUUCAAUAGUAUUGGAAAAUCUAGAGCAGAAGAGGGCGUCAAGCUUUUAAACGAGCUAAAUGAUGGUGUUGAAGGUCGCGCAGAUACUAGAACUCUCGAGGACAUCCUCGAGUCGCAGCCUGAGUGGAUCACUUCGUUCACUAUCGUCGUUGCCCAUAACCUAGACCAUUCACUCUUGCAAAAGCUCUCAGCACUCCUUUGGAAAGACGCAAAAUACCCGCCUCUUGUGGUCGUCCGAUCAGCUGGAUUCCUCGCAGAUUUCUACAUUCAAUUCCAUGAACACACAAUCAUCGAAAGUCACUCGGAAACUUCUCCUUCUCUUCGCAUCGACAAACCAUUCCCAGCUUUGAGAAAUCACGCCCUGUCGUUGGAGUUUGACAAAAUGGACCCGACAGAGCACGGUCACAUACCCUAUGUGGUGAUUUUAGUUCGUGCGCUCGAAGAUUGGAAGAAAUCCCAUGGCGGUAGUCCACCGAAAUCAUAUGAGGAACGACAACAAUUCAAGAAAGGGGUCCUUGCACUGAAGGUGAAAGGGGACGAAGAAAACUUUGACGAAGCAGAAGCACAGGCGUACAGAUGUUGGACGGAAACCAAGGUUCCUUCGGAAAUCGCGGCCCUUUUUAGUGAUCCCGCGAUAUCCGCUGAAUCCCUGAGCGACAACCAUUCGCCCUUCUUCCAUCUUCUUGCUGCCCUGAAGGAGUAUACUGAGAAAUCUGACAUACACACGCUCCCUCUCACAUCAACCCUGCCAGAUAUGAAGUCUGACACCCAUAACUACAUACAUCUGCAGCGACUUUACAAGGCGAGGGCAGAAGAAGAAAAACAAGCUUUCAAGACCUAUCUUCGUGUACCGGUCGAUGAUGACAUGGUUGAUUCGUUCGUCAAGAAUGCGCAUGCGCUGGUUGUUGUCAGAGGCAAACCUUGGGGUACGUUCGAUGAAGACAAAGCCGCUUUAGUGGAAUCAUUAUCAAUCAUGCCGAAGGAGACAUGCAUACAUCUAGCGCUUUCUGCACUUUCGUUGCUUCAAGCGAGUGACACCUCAGUGUCACCAUCACCAGAAUCCAUUCGGGCGAUGAUGGAGUCCAUUGUCGGACAGUCUACUGAGCUUCCUAACGAGGCUGAGGAUGCCAUUGGUGAGAUUGCUCGAGCGCCUUUUUCCGAGCUACCCAAUACUGCAGCUUUCCUUGGCGGUAUGGUUGCUCAAGAGGUGAUCAAGAUGAUCACGAAGCAAUACGUGCCUGUGAGGGGUUACUGUGUGAUCGACCUGAUUGAGACAUGGACAGGAACUAUCGGUGCAUGA
Molecule: messenger RNA, 1572 nt
Organism: Suillus paluster
Lineage: Eukaryota; Fungi; Basidiomycota; Agaricomycetes; Boletales; Suillaceae
Exons: 8
Coding region: 1-1572 (523 amino acids)
Biological process (GO): protein neddylation
Cellular component (GO): cytoplasm
Molecular function (GO): NEDD8 activating enzyme activity
Source: RefSeq, a predicted model, not a curated record